Oncorhynchus nerka (sockeye salmon) is the source of this 4660-nucleotide messenger RNA. Its product is annotated as transcription initiation factor TFIID subunit 2-like. Gene Ontology annotation, molecular function: transcription cis-regulatory region binding; RNA polymerase II general transcription initiation factor activity; chromatin binding. The record is from RefSeq and is a predicted model, not a curated record. Gene Ontology annotation, cellular component: transcription factor TFIID complex. Lineage: Eukaryota; Metazoa; Chordata; Actinopteri; Salmoniformes; Salmonidae. The coding region runs from base 77 to 2275 and encodes 732 amino acids. The transcript has 16 exons. Gene Ontology annotation, biological process: transcription initiation at RNA polymerase II promoter.
GUUUCCGAUCUGCUAGGUGUUCAACAAGUUACUAAGCCUGGCCAGUACAGCGUCCUCGCAGAAGUACCAGUCACACAUGUGGAGUCAGAUGCUGGUAUCCACCCACAGCUUCCUCAAGUCCAUCUCCAACGUGUCGGGGAAGGACAUAGGACCCCUCAUCAAGCAGUGGGUAGACCAGAGUGCGGUGGUGAAGUUCUUUGGCAGUUUUGCCUUCAACAGGAAACGGAACGUUCUAGAACUGGAGAUUCGACAGGACUACACCUCCUCUGGAACACAGAAAUAUGUGGGACCCAUCAAGGUGACAGUCCAGGAGCUGGAUGGGUCCUUCAACCACACGCUACAGAUCGAAGAGAACAGCCUGAAGCACGACAUCCCCUGCCACUCCAAGAGCAGACGAAACAAGAAGAAGAAGAUCCCUUUGAUGAACGGGGAGGAGGUUGACAUGGACCUGUCUGCUAUGGAUGCGGAUUCUCCCUUGCUGUGGAUCCGGAUCGAUCCGGACAUGUCCAUCCUGCGUAAGGUGGAGUUUGAGCAGGCAGACUUCAUGUGGCAGUACCAGCUCAGGUACGAGCGUGACGUCGUGGCCCAGGAGGAGUCUAUUUUAGCCCUGGAGAAGUUCCCCACGCCGGCCUCCCGUCUGGCCCUCACUGACAUCCUAGAACAGGACCAGUGUUUCUACAAGGUCCGCCAGGGCGCCUGCUUCUGCCUCGCCAAGAUCGCCAACUCCAUGAUGAGCACCUGGACCGGUCCUCCAGCCAUGAAGUCUCUGUUCACCAGAAUGUUCUGCUGUAAGAGCUGUCCAAACAUCGUCAAGACCAACACCUUCAUCAGCUUCCAGAGCUACUUCCUACAGAAGACCAUGCCUGUAGCCAUGGCUCAGCUCAGAGACAUCCAGAACCUCUGUCCCAAAGACGUCCUCAACUUCAUCCUGGACCUCAUCAAGUACAACGACAACAGGAAGAACAAGUUCUCCGACAACUACUACCGUGCCGAGCUGAUUGACGCCCUCACCAACUCCCUGACCCCGGCCAUCAGCAUCAGUAACGAGGUGCGCACCGUGGACAACCUCAACGGAGACGUACGUCUCAUCCUGGAGGAGAUCACACGCUCUCUUAACAUGGAGAAACUACUGCCCAGCUACCGCAACACCAUCACUGUCAGUUGUCUCAGAGCUAUCCGGAUGCUCCAGAAGAAUGGUCAUAUUCCCAGUGACCCCUCUCUGUUUAAAUCCUAUGCAGAAUACGGACACUUUGUGGAUGUUCGUGUCGCAGCGCUGGAAGCUGUGGUGGACUACACAAGAGUUGACAGGAGCUCCGUGGAACUGCAGUGGCUGCUCAACAUGGUCCAGAAUGACCCGGCUCACUACAUCAGACACAAGAUCCUAAGCAUGCUGGGCAAAAACCCUCCCUUCACCAAAGCAGCCGAGUCUCCACUCUGCAACGAGGCUCUGGUCGACCAGCUGUGGAAACUCAUGAACUCAGGUACGUCUCAUGACUGGCGGUUGCGGUGUGACGCGGUGAAUCUGUACUACACUCUGUUUGGUCUGACGCGUCCCUCCUGCCUGCCCCUGCCCGAGCUGGGCCUGGUACUCAACCUCAAGGAGAAGAAGGCCGUGCUCAACCCCACUAUGAAGCCUGAACAGGGACCAGACACCACAGAGAUGACUGGCAACACCUUGGGUGUUCAUAUCCCUGUCAUGGGUUUCACUAGCAGUCUGGAUGAGGGCCUGAUCACCAUGGAGACAGUGUCUAGCGUGUCUAUGUCCAGUGGUGUGGCCCCACCCCCUCAGGGUCUGAAGAGGAAGUUGGACAGUGUCGUUGGCCCGCUGGGCUCGUCCUCACCGGAGCCAGGCCAGGUCCUGCAGGAAGAGGACACCAGUAAAAAAUUCAAGAUCAGAUUCAACACCGUGGAGGAAGAUGAGAUUGACAUGGAGAGUCCCCAUGACAGCCAGGCGUUCAUCCACCACCACCUCAACAUCCUGGAGAGGCCAUCCACACCAGGGAAGGAACCUCCAGCCGUGGACCAGGCCGUCCUCUCCCUGCCUGUCACCCCCUUACCUUCUUCCUUCGGCAAAGAGUCCACCUCUUCCUCCAAACACAGCGGUGACCACCACCAUCACCACCACCACCACGAGCACAAGAAGAAGAAGAAGAAGAAGCACAAGCAUAAACACAAGCACAAACAUGAGAGUAAAGACAAGGAGAGGGACUCCCAUGCCUUCAGUAACAGCCCUGCUAGUGGACGCUCCGUGAGGUCUCCAUCCAUGUCUGACUAGAACACAGCUCUGUCUCCUGGUUGGUCCUUCAGUAACAGCCCUGCUAGUGGACGCUCCCUGAGGUCUCCAUCCAUGUCUGACUAGAACACAGCUCUGUCUCCUGGUUGGUCCUUCAGUAACAGCCCUGCUAGUGGACGCUCUGUGAGGUCUCCAUCCAUGUCUGACUAGAACACAGCUCUGUCUCCUGGUUGGUCCUUCAGUAACAGCCCUGCUAGUGGACGCUCUGUGAGGUCUCCAUCCAUGUCUGACUAGAACACAGCUCUGUCUCCUGGUUGGUCCUUCAGUAACAGCCCUGCUAGUGGACGCUCCUGAGGUCUCCAUCCAUGUCUGACUAGAACACAGCUCUGUCUCCUGGUUGGUCCUUCAGUAACAGCCCUGCUAGUGGACGCUCCGUGAGGUCUCCAUCCAUGUCUGACUAGAACACAGCUCUGCCUCCUGGUUGGUCCUUCAGUAACAGCCCUGCUAGUGGACGCUCCGUGAGGUCUCCAUCCAUGUCUGACUAGAACACAGCUCUGUCUCCUGGUUGGUCCUUCAGUAACAGCCCUGCUAGUGGACGCUCUGUGAGGUCUCCAUCCAUGUCUGACUAGAACACAGCUCUGUCUCCUGGUUGGUCCUUCAGUAACAGCCCUGCUAGUGGACGCUCUGUGAGGUCUCCAUCCAUGUCUGACUAGAACACAGCUCUGUCUCCUGGUUGGUCCUUCAGUAACAGCCCUGCUAGUGGACGCUCCCUGAGGUCUCCAUCCAUGUCUGACUAGAACACAGCUCUGUCUCCUGGUUGGUCCUUCAGUAACAGCCCUGCUAGUGGACGCUCCGUGAGGUCUCCAUCCAUGUCUGACUGAGCUGUGAAACAUCAUCCUCAAGACUAGACUCCAACUGUCAGUGGUUCAACUCCUCUGAAUAGACCUUACUGGUUUGCUGCGUGUCAACUAGCCUGGAAUCCACACUAAAUAUUGCUGUUUCAGAGCUAAGUUUAGUUUGAAUUUGGAAAAUGGAGCAAUAUUCAGUGUGGAUCCAGGGCUGUGCCUGCAGUCAGUGUAGGAAUGUGUGUAGCCUAACCAACAUUCUGUGACGUCUUCAUUAACCACACAGAGAGGCAGACCUGUGGGCCUCUCCAGAAGGGAGCCCUUUGGUUUUAAAAGCAUCCCAGUCUCCAAUCACCUUAACCACACACAUACAUACCCACCACACACACACUUCUGGCUGUGCCCAAGCCUGUCUGUCUCCUACCAUCAUCAACAACAUUUUCAGUUAGUGGCUGUGCGUCCUCACAAGGGAACCUCUUCAGCCUGUUGAACCCGGUCUCACAGACUGCCACUAGACUUUCCCCCACGUUGCCCUGGACAUGGACUUACAGGUUUACUUUAACCCUGCAAUUAAACUAAGAGGAGAAAUUCCACUCUCGUUCAGAGACCCAAUCAAUUCAAUGGUGGCAGAAUCAAGAUUUUUUAAUAUAUUUUUUUAUUUUAUUUUUUAUUUCACCUUUAUUUAACCAGGUAGGCUAGUUGAGAACACCUUUAUUUAACCAGGUAGGCUAGUUGAGAACACCUUUAUUUAACCAGGUAGGCUAGUUGAGAACACCUUUAUUUAACCAGGUAGGCUAGUUGAGAACACCUUUAUUUAACCAGGUAGGCUAGUUGAGAACAAGUUCUCAUUUGCAACUGCGACCUGGCCAAGAUAAAGCAUAGCAGUGUGAACAGACAACACAAGAGUUACACAUGGAGUAAACAAUUAACAAGUCAAUAACACAGUAGAAAAAAAGAGAGUCUGAGAUGUUUCUAAACGUGUAGGAUGUAGAUUGUCUCUAAUUAGGCGGACCUGCAGUAGACCAUGAGAUGUUUCUAAACGUGUAGGAUGUAGAUUGUCUCUAAUUAGGCGGACCUGCAGUAGACCAUGAGAUGUUUUGCGUUCUAAACCGCACCCUAUUCGUUAUAUAGUACACUACGUUUGACCAGAGCCCAUACGGCUCUGGUCAAAAGUAGUGCAUUUUUAUUGGGAAUAGGGUGCCAUUUUGGAUGUAGCUGUGACUAAUAGCCUAAUUGAUGCCCUGUAUGACAUCACCAUACUGAAGAGUCAUUGGGUUGUUCUAUACCUGUUUCUAUUGCAUUCAUAUGGCACUGUUUCUAACCAUGCAUGUUUUAACUGUUAAAGUCAUUAGAUUGUGUCCUUGUCCCUCACCCAAUCAGUAACUAGAUUGUGGGUGGUUUCCUUGUCUCUCACCCAAUCAGUAACUAGAUUGUGGAUGGUCUCCUUGUCCCUCACCCAAUCAGUAACUGUUCUGUUCUUUAUUCAUUAUGUACUCCAGUUGUAUUGGAACCUUUUCUUCUAGGUUGGACAUGACUACAUUAUCAUAAAGAUGUUGGAAAAUAAAGCUUCUGAAGUCAAGAA